AUGUGGGGAAAAUUUCUCUCUGUGUUCAAGGGCAAAGGUCCAGCCCGUCCUUCCAAUCGACGACACUCAUCAACACCCUCCGACCCAUUUGGAGAUGAAGAAGAAACUCCACCAUCGAGCGAGAAUCGAGAGGACCGUCUCCACCACACUCUGGAAGAGAGCCUUGGGCGGAACCCGCGGGAUGAGGAUGCACUUGACGCCGAGGACGACGAGGACGACCCCAUCCGCCAUCACACUCUGGAAGAAAACAUCGAGCUUGCGAGGGAGCUAUCCCAAGAAUUGCGACGCCAAUCCGAGGAGCUGAAGCACUCCUCAAGCAACAAAGAACACGCAGGGGUUCGUUCGGAUAAAUCUCAAUAA
This is a messenger RNA of Cladophialophora psammophila CBS 110553, 360 nucleotides long. RefSeq lists its product as uncharacterized. Lineage: Eukaryota; Fungi; Ascomycota; Eurotiomycetes; Chaetothyriales; Herpotrichiellaceae. The transcript has a single exon. The record is from RefSeq and is a predicted model, not a curated record. The coding region runs from base 1 to 360 and encodes 119 amino acids.